AUGUCACUCCAUGUGGCACCGUGGUCUCAGGAAGGCCUGCGCGAGAGUAACAACCUGCGCUUCGAGGAGCUCCGCGAGACCAACGCGGAGCUUUCCUCGUUGCAGGCCUCGUCGUAUUUGACACGGAAAGAUCUGGAUCAAGCACGGAAAGACAUGGCCACCAUGAACGUGCAAUUGAAGGAAUCCAACACGAAAGUGCUGAUUUUGUCGAAACGAGUCAAUGACCUGCAAGAUGCUCUGGGUUUGAUGAGCAGCGAAGGAAGUCGCAUUAGUAGCAAGGUGGUGUCGCGAAAUGCUCCACAAG
Cladocopium goreaui is the source of this 304-nucleotide messenger RNA. Lineage: Eukaryota; Dinophyceae; Suessiales; Symbiodiniaceae. The record is from the annotation of a GenBank genome assembly.